Centruroides sculpturatus (bark scorpion) is the source of this 1844-nucleotide messenger RNA. RefSeq lists its product as uncharacterized. The transcript has 12 exons. Lineage: Eukaryota; Metazoa; Arthropoda; Arachnida; Scorpiones; Buthidae. The coding region runs from base 589 to 1656 and encodes 355 amino acids. The record is from RefSeq and is a predicted model, not a curated record.
UUUCAUUACGUGUCUAACACAUUGUAAGAAGAUUAAGACGAACAUUCUAGUGAAUAUAUGCUUAACAAUGAACCCUUGAGGGGUUACAUGCAAAUUUUCAACAAAGAUUAUUGUAAAUAAAUGGACUGAAAUGAUGGAAUUAGUAGCGUGACGCGUGGACGAUUUGCCAAGGGAGAAACCUCUCCGGAAGAUUUUCUACGCGAAAAUGGCCCUACUUAGGUGUUAGGAACUUUUCCCAAUCUUUCUUGAAACAUCCUGUGCAAUGUACAUAUUUUAAAAUCAUUUUGGAUUCUAAGAAUUCUUUCUGAAAAGAUCCGAGUCUUCCGCUCUGGGGGACCGGAUUCGAGUUUGGGCUAGCCGACUAGAUUUAUCGGAUUCAGUCUGGCCACUCUUGUGAACCCGAUCGAAUCCACGAUGAACAUGAAAAGGACCCUGUUACUGCACACGGAGUGGAGUUUAUAAAUCAUUUAGUUCUAUUCCACAAGCUUAUCGUUUCGAUCAUAUAUAAACAAAUAGAUCUCCCGUGAUACUAUAACCUCCUUGUCACUGACACAUAUCAAUUAUUAAUAAUCAUUUCGCUUGAAAGUGAUGAAUUUAAAUAUAUUUCAUUUUCUCUUUUUAUUUUCUCUGUUUAUAACUGAAGAAUCUUGCAAGAUAUUUGUUGAUCUUACAACAAAUAGAUUAUCAAGAGUUCAAGAUGGGACUGUUGGUCUUUGGAGCUUUCAUGGGAAAGCUAAAGAGAGUCAUGCCAUUAAAACAACAUUUACUUAUAAUGCAGACUUGAUAGAUGAACAAUCAUUUUAUAAUGGUAGCAUUAAACACAUAAAUUUGGCAACUAUAACCGAACCUUAUUUAGGUUUAACAUCUGAUACUGAUGAUGAUUAUCUGGAUUAUUUACUUCUUCAAGCUCAUACAGCAAAUAUUGAUGGUUUUAUUUUGGAAUGGGGUUAUGAAGGACAUCCAAGCAAUCUGGCAUUACAUAGAUUACUUAAUGUAUUGAAAAAGCCAAAAUUUUCUAAUACAAAAUUUUGCAUUGGGAUUAACUGGUGUGACCACUGGCUAAAACAAAAAUUAAAGAAUUCUUCUGAGAUGAUAGAGAUCUUCCACAAAAAUGCACAAUAUUUGUUGGAUAGUUUCUUUAUUCCCUUCUUCAAUAUUAGUCAUAAAUAUCAUCAUCAUCCUAUAAUUAUGCUGUUUGGUGGAGGAAUAACAUCUGAUGAAUUUUUAGAAGUUUUAAAAAGAAAAUUCUUUGUACCUGCUAACAUGGACCAACCAAUAUGGAUUGGAAAUUAUUUAAAUACUGCUUCAACUGUGAAAUUAAGAAAUCAAUGGUUAAAGCUGUUAAAUGGAACAUUUGCUUGGGUAUCACAUUCUCAUCUUACACCACCUUGGCUAAAUGAUUGGGAUACUUACUCUUUACCUGGAGAUACUGUCAUUUAUCAGAAGGAAGUAAGAGAUUUAUCAAUUAAACUUGUAGCAAAUAAAACAUGGAAUUAUUGGAUGGCUUCAGCAAAUCCUGGCGAAGAUAAUAGAGGAUGUGCGGGAUGGGGACAAAUGCUUAAAUAUGUACCACGAAUAUGGAAUAAUGUAAGCCACUGUAAUACUUCCAAUUGCCAAAUAUGGUUUUUCUGCAUUGACAUCAACAUUAAAGUAUAGUAGCUUAUGGAAAAAUGAAAAAUUUGACUAUCGUGGAUUAAAACUUCCAGCAAAAUGGUUUAAGAUAAAAAAAGAAAUUAAUUUCUUAAAACAUAGUCAUUCAGUUAAUGUUUCAAAUAUUGUCAAAAUUCUUAAGAAAUCAUUUAAAUUGAUUAUCCAAAAAGAAUACAAAUUCAGUGAUAUUUUAC